Molecule: messenger RNA, 1188 nt
Organism: Exaiptasia diaphana
Lineage: Eukaryota; Metazoa; Cnidaria; Anthozoa; Actiniaria; Aiptasiidae
Product: mucin-like protein
Exons: 10
Molecular function (GO): protein binding; calcium ion binding
Source: RefSeq, a predicted model, not a curated record
UUGCCAGAUGUACUUAGAAAGUUCGGUGCUGUUGAUGUGUUUUCUGUGUUUAAAUGUAGAUUUGUGCUGCGAGAAUCUUUCAACGACUUUGUUAAGGUUUUUGACAAAUCUGACAAAGUGUUAUCAAGUGCUGUUUGUGGUCAAAAAAGUCCCUUUGCAGUUGUUAAUUCUGCUCCAMKGACAACUUUCAUCUCGCUUAAGUCAGAUGGAGGCUUGGAGAAGAGUGGAUUUCAAGCUGGUUACUUUUUUCUAAGUGACAAAGAUAGAGUCAUCCAACUAAAACAGAACAGCAAAAAUUCCACAGCAGCCUCACUGUUUUGGAGUUACCCUUCGUCCAGUUCAAUCGAUACGUUUUAUGUUUUAUGCAAACAAGAUCAAGUAAACGAAAACUGGAAAGUCGUUAAAACAGCAGCGUUAGCUGCAACCAUCGAUGGCCUUCUUCCUUCUACACCAUAUAUAGCCAAAGUCAUUGGAAAUAGCAGUGAUGCAGUUUUUUGGAGUAGUCCAGUUCAGUUUGUAACAUCACAUCCAAUCCUGUCGUGCGAGUGUAGAAGUGGAUACGCAGGGCAGUAUUGUGAGAAUGAUAUCGAUGCUUGUAAAGUCAAUCUAAAUCCAUGUUAUCCUGGUGUUGUUUGCAAAGAUCUUCCUCCUCCAGCAAAUGAGAGUGGGUACGAGUGUGGACCCUGUCCAUCUGGAUUGACAGGGAAGGGUGACUCAUGCCAAGAUAUUGAUGAAUGUCAAGACGGCUUAAAGCGUUGUUCAAAAUAUUGCUACAACACCCCUGGGUCGUUUAUUUGUGGUUGUGAUGAUGGGUACUCACUUCAAAAUGAUGGUUAUACUUGUCAGGAUAUAAAUGAAUGUCAACCUUUAGCUGAUUGUAUGCAGAAAUGUGAAAAUACUCCUGGAAGCUAUCAAUGCAGUUGCAACAGUGACUUCAAAAUGGACCCUUCUGAUCCAAAAAAAUGCAUCCCUAAAUUUCCGUGCAAAGAUGGAAGUCACGGUUGCCAGCAUGUUUGCUUUGAGUCUAAUGACGUAGCUACUUGCGCCUGUCAUAUGGGAUAUCAGCUGAAAUCAGACAAAAAGUCAUGCACAGAUAUCGAUGAAUGCAACGAAGGAAAGGCCAGAUGUAACCAGCUUUGUUACAAUAAUGAAGGCAGCUAUGAUUUGUUCCUUGACGUCUCGUUUUAA